This is a messenger RNA of Phasianus colchicus (ring-necked pheasant), 1417 nucleotides long. The record is from RefSeq and is a predicted model, not a curated record. NCBI's taxonomy places the organism in Eukaryota, Metazoa, Chordata, Aves, Galliformes, Phasianidae.
GCGGCGGCAUCUAGAAAUAGGGAGCGAGAAAGAUAACAUUUCCCUGCACCAUGGUUUUGCGAAGUCGGCUUCUUCCUUGGAUUAUGUUGUGCUCCGUCUGGCUGCUCCGCUUUGCACACACGGGGGAGGCACAGGCUGCGAAAGAAGUUAUAUUACUGGACUCUAAAGCACAACAGACAGAGUUGGAAUGGAUUUCCUCUCCUCCCAAUGGGUGGGAAGAAAUUAGUGGACUGGAUGAAAACUACACUCCUAUACGAACAUACCAGGUAUGCCAGGUCAUGGAAUCGAACCAAAACAACUGGCUUCGGACUAACUGGAUUGCAAAAAGCAAUGCACAAAGGAUUUUUGUAGAACUGAAAUUCACUCUGAGGGAUUGUAACAGUCUUCCUGGAGUUCUGGGGACUUGUAAAGAAACUUUUAACUUGUAUUAUUAUGAAACAGACUACGAUACUGGCAGGAAUAUCAGAGAAAAUCAAUAUGUAAAAAUAGACACUAUUGCAGCAGAUGAAAGUUUUACCCAGGGUGAUCUGGGGGAGAGAAAAAUGAAACUUAACACAGAGGUGAGAGAAAUUGGACCUUUGUCCAAAAAAGGAUUCUAUCUUGCAUUUCAGGAUGUAGGGGCCUGCAUUGCUUUGGUCUCUGUGAAAGUCUACUACAAGAAGUGCUGGUCCAUCAUUGAGAACUUAGCUAUUUUUCCUGACACAGUGACUGGCUCAGAGUUUUCCUCUUUAGUUGAAGUACGAGGAACUUGUGUCAGCAGUGCAGAGGAGGAAGCUGAGAACUCUCCGAAGAUGCACUGUAGCGCGGAGGGAGAAUGGCUAGUGCCUAUUGGAAAGUGUAUCUGCAAAGCAGGAUAUCAGCAGAAAGGAGACACCUGUGAACCUUGCGGACGUGGGUUCUACAAAUCAUCUUCACAAGAUCUGCAGUGCUCCCGCUGCCCUACUCACAGCUUUUCUGACAAGGAAGGAUCCUCAAGAUGCGACUGUGAAGAUAGCUAUUACAGAGCGCCUUCUGAUCCACCAUAUGUUGCAUGCACAAGACCUCCAUCUGCACCACAGAACCUCAUUUUCAACAUCAACCAGACUACCGUGAGUUUAGAGUGGAGUCCUCCUGCUGACAAUGGGGGAAGAAAUGAUGUCACCUACCGCAUUUUGUGCAAGAGGUGCAGCUGGGAGCAGGGUGAAUGUGUUCCUUGUGGGAGUAACAUCGGAUACAUGCCCCAGCAAUCUGGAUUAGUAGAUAACUAUGUCACUGUCAUGGACCUGCUAGCUCAUGCUAACUACACAUUUGAAGUUGAAGCUGUGAAUGGGGUGUCUGACUUGAGUCGUUCCCAGAGGCUUUUUGCAGCUGUCAGUAUUACCACUGGUCAAGCAGGUAAGAUUUUAUCAUUUGUAUGAAUCUCAACAGUGUGAGACUA